Molecule: messenger RNA, 618 nt
Organism: Caenorhabditis auriculariae
Lineage: Eukaryota; Metazoa; Nematoda; Chromadorea; Rhabditida; Rhabditidae
Source: the annotation of a GenBank genome assembly
AUGACAGAAGGUUGUUUGAUUUCUAAUUAUCGGGAAACAAAGAAAAUUAUAGGUGGAAAAAAUUGAGCAGUACUGAAUAUUUAAAAACAGGAGACACUCCUUUUAAGUUUUCAAAAAGAAAUAUUUUUACAGGAAAUAUUUCACGCUCAAAACAAAAUGUUUCUUCGAUUGGAGGAGAUCAAGACUUGAAUAUUUUGUUAAUGGGAGAUCCACAAUACCACUUCAUGUGUGAACCUGAUAACGUGCAAUGUAAGCAGAUAUCGAGAAAGUGUCGAGAAAGUUACGGUUUGAAUGAGGUUUGCAGUUUCAAAGUUUCACUGGGUGGAGUUAUAACCUCGAGUGCCAGUCGAAAACUGCUAUAAAGCGGAAUUCAUGAGUGAUUUUUCAUUUUUCAGGCUUUCCAGCAAAGUUCGAAAAUUGCUGAAGGAGUUUUUGAAAACGAAUAUCACGAAAGAUCAAUUAUUUGUCCAUUCAGAAACAUUACGGACUUAUUUUUUUGCUUGAGCUCUUUUUAUAUUAGGCGACUACGCGGAAAAAAGCUUCUCGACGAUAUCGAGGGAGAAUCCUGUACCCGCCUGGACCAUCCUCUCGCAACAAAGUUGCCAGAUUCCCAAGUGA